AUGGCAUCCUCGAGCACUUCCUCCUCGGCAGACGUCCACCAGGACACGGAGCGGACGCCGCUGCUGCGCGACCCUGACCGCCCCAAGGCAGCCCGCAGUGUGACCUUCCACCCAAACCCCGUGUCCGACACCCGGUAUGCCGACCCCGUCUCCCUCAGCUCUUCGCCCGCAAGCACACUCGGCGCAGUGCCUAUAGCCAAUGCCUUGACCCCCGUUCGUACGACCGGCUCGAUUGCGGGCUCCCCGAGCUCUGCAUUCCACCAUGCGCCCUUAUCAGCCAUGACGAACCGCCUGAGGCGACGGAACUCCCAUGGCGGGACUUUCUCGGCUCUCCCAGCUCCUCUGGGCCCUAUACCCAAGCUCGGCCCGCAGCGCUCGAGCAAGAUUGCCCAGAAGCUCAAGCUGCUUCCGAAUCCUAUGGAAGAUGCGGAACAGCCCGACGAGGAGAGCGGGCGCGACGUCUACAGUCAGUACACGCGCAUUCAAGACCCCGUAGCCCGCCGAGAUGCGGCCCGGCUAGGGAAGGCGGACCGAGAUCGACUGCCAAGAGUGACAGCAUACUGCACGGCAAACAAGUACCUCAUGGAAGGCCUGAUGCGUUUUCUGAAGGGUCGAGGCAAGAGCAGAGGCUCCAACCCCAAGUUGAUUGACGAGUGCAUCUAUACACCAUACAACUAUAGCACAGGCAAGGCAACGGAGCGAGCCGAGGCCGUCGAGGAGCGGGUACGGAGGGAACGCGAGGAACAGGAGCACCGCGAUCAGGAAUCACGACGCCACGAAUCGCCGAGGCCACCCAUGAGCUAUGAGCGCAGGCAUUCGACAGGGGAUCUGCAAGAGUUUCAUGAAGGUGAAAUGGAGUCUGGUUUCAGUAACGGGCGUGAUGUACACAAUAACCUCUCCUACCCUUCACACACAACCGAUGAGAUCCACGACCCGUCGGAGGAUCACCACGAUGCCGACUUUGAUACCCAAGUACACACCCCCGAGGUUUUUCUAUUUGACUACGGCGUUGUGGUGAUAUGGGGCAUGACACCAGCGCACGAGCAGCGCUUCCUCAAGGACAUUGCCAAAUUUGAGAGCGAGAAAUUGGACCCCGAGGAUGUCGAGACCGAGUGCUUCAACUUCUACUACACACGCGAAUACCAGGCGCGUAUCUACAACGAUUUCAUUACACUACGGGACAAGAACAACUAUAUGACGAAGCUGGCCAUCAGUCACGCUUUGGCACAGAGCGUCAAGACAUCUCUCUUUGAGGAACUUAUUGCCAGCACCAUCGAGACAUGCAAGGACAUACCGACGCAGAUCGCGUUGACUGGCAAAAUUGAUCUGUCCCGUAGCCAGAUCAACAUGCAGAUUGGCGAGCUCUUUAUCCUACGCAUCAAUAUUCAUCUAAACGGCUCGGUCUUGGAUACGCCCGAGCUUUUCUGGGUUGAGCCGGCCUUGGAGCCGGUAUACCAAGCCGUGAGGUCAUACCUCGAGAUGGACCAGCGAGUGGGACUUCUCACAGAACGAUUAGAUGUCAUUGCAGACUUGUUGGCUGUGCUCAAGGAUCAGCUCAGUCAUGGUCACGGCGAGAUGCUUGAAUGGAUUGUUAUUAUUCUUAUUGCAGCCGAGAUUCUGGUAGCAGCAGUCAACAUCGUCGUCGAUCUGUAUGCAGGGGUGGAUUGA
Neoarthrinium moseri is the source of this 1668-nucleotide messenger RNA. RefSeq lists its product as uncharacterized. The transcript is spliced from 3 exons. The coding region runs from base 1 to 1668 and encodes 555 amino acids. The record is from RefSeq and is a predicted model, not a curated record. NCBI's taxonomy places the organism in Eukaryota, Fungi, Ascomycota, Sordariomycetes, Amphisphaeriales, Apiosporaceae.